AUGAGUGGCGAUAUAUAUUGCAAAGGACCUACAAUCCUAAGGACGAGAAGAAAGAAGUAUUACGACGGCUUCCUCUUCCGUUGCAGACCCUGUAAUAAAGAGUGGUCACUCUUUAAAAAUACAUCUUUUUCUUAUAAAAAGAAGGGUAAAAGCAGGGUUGUAAUACCAGUUCAAAAGAUAGUAAAACUCAUCUUUUGUUAUUUAAAAGAUCAGCCUCAUUGUAAAAUGAAACUGAAUUCAGGGAUAACAGAAGAUAAGACAAUUGUCAACUUGACUAAUUAUGUUAGAGAAGUAACUCAUUAA
Messenger RNA from Hepatospora eriocheir, 303 nucleotides. The record is from the annotation of a GenBank genome assembly. Lineage: Eukaryota; Fungi; Microsporidia; Hepatosporidae.